CUAGCAUCAUCUUUACCUGAUGCUUAUCAAUAUAUGCUUCUCCAAAGGCCAGAACAGAUUCCUCAGCUCAGUGAUAAAUUAUGUGUGACACAUACAUUGCAUUUUAACAAUAAAAACACUGAUGCCUCCUGAAGACACCCUAUUCUCCCUCCUGAAGAACAGUGUGCAAGAACAACCCCAUGGAACAGAGGAACCAGAGUGAGAGAGUCACUGAGUUUGUGUUGUUAGGCUUUCCAGCUCCUGAGCCACUGCGGGCACUGUUAUUUGCCCUUUCUCUGUUGGCCUAUGUGUUGGUGCUAACUGAGAACACACUCAUCAUUAUGGCAAUUAGGAGCCACCCUGCCCUUCACAAACCCAUGUACUUCUUUCUGGCUAAUAUGUCCUUCCUGGAGAUCUGGUAUGUUACUGUCACUAUUCCCAAAAUGCUAGCUGGCUUUGUUGGGUCCAAACAGAGCCAUGGACAACGAAUCUCCUUUGAAGGCUGCAUGACACAGCUCUACUUUUUCCUGGGUCUGGGCUGCACUGAGUGUGUCCUUCUUGCUGUUAUGGCCUAUGACCGCUAUGUGGCCAUCUGCCACCCCCUCCACUACCCUGUCAUUGUCAGUGGCCAACUGUGUGUACAGCUGGCAGCUGGCUCCUGGGCUGGAGGUUUUGGCAUUUCCAUGGUUAAAGUUUUUCUCAUUUCUCGCCUCUCUUACUGUGGCCCCAACAUCAUCAACCACUUCUUCUGUGAUGUCUCCCCAUUGCUCAACCUUUCAUGUACUGACAUGUCCACAGCAGAACUUACAGACUUUGUUCUGGCCAUCUUCAUCCUGCUGGGACCACUCUCUGUCACUGGGGCCUCCUACAUUGCCAUCACUGGUGCUGUGAUGCGCAUUCCCUCAGCUGCUGGGCGCCAUAAAGCCUUUUCCACCUGUGCCUCUCAUCUGACUGUGGUGGUCAUCUUCUACGCAGCCAGUAUUUUCAUCUACGCCCGGCCAAAAGCACUUUCAGCUUUUGACACUAACAAGCUUGUCUCAGUACUCUAUGCUGUCAUUGUACCAUUGCUCAACCCUAUAAUUUACUGCUUACGCAACCAAGAGGUCAAGAGAGCUCUACGCCAUACUCUACACUUUUAUCAGGGCCAGGAUACUAAGCCUGGGAAAGCUAACAGAGAUGGGUAGAAGGGAGGUGUUUAAGUCUUAGAAAUGUUCCUAAGCUUAGGAUCCAUGUCUUCUAUGAAGUCCAGAGGAGCUGUUAGGGCCUAAAUUAGGGAGUAGAAUAUCAAAGGCAACACCGAGGAACUAGUCCAAGAGGAGGAAGAGGGAUUGAAAGCUAGUAGCUAGCAGCUGGAUUUCUAUUGGAUUUACACAGAAAGUGUUUAUGCGUCAUGCAUCCUGGUCGGGUAGAAAAGGUUGACUGAGCAGAAGACAUGACUAAACUUUAAUAUUUAAACAAACAAACAAAUGCAGAACUGGCAUCUCUCUGCAUGGCCUUUCCUGGGCUUGCUCUUGAUGUUAGUUCUAAAGCAGGUGUAGAAAAAAGAAGCAGAAGGAGGAAGCCAUUCAGAGAAGCUCAGGCUUCAUCAUGGAAAAGCAUCAGGAGACUCUGGAUGAGAUCUCUUCUAGCCACAGGCCACCAGCUACAGCCCAUGAGGUAACACAGACCAGGAAGUAAUCAUUCUGGUGUGAAUUACAAGGCAAGGAGAUGGGAAACUAAUGUUUGUGUUGGCAACAUAUCGCGUCCUGGGCUGCAGGGGUUUUAGCUUCAUUUCCUGAUUUACUGCAGUCAGUGUACACACUGAACUAGUGGCUGAGUGUGGAUGUUGAUUUAAUUUCGUGUCUCUAAUUAGAUGGCAAACUCCAUGGAGGCAAGGAUCACAUUUUCUUAUCCAUCAUUUAUUACCAUGACCCAGGACAGUGUUCUAGCACAUGUGGCUAUGAAGAAACACAAAUAAUGAAUACAAUUUGGAGCCACGUAGGCAAGGCAUGUGUGUCACACCUACAGAUAGGAUCGGCAGGUGCAGAAACUAAACCCUCAUGUGUCACUAGAAUAUGGGAAGGUACAAAUUGGCUUAGCCUUGCUGGAAGGAAACUUGUGAGUUUGUAUCAUGAACACUAAAAA
Messenger RNA from Phyllostomus discolor (pale spear-nosed bat), 2103 nucleotides. RefSeq names its product olfactory receptor 226. The record is from RefSeq and is a predicted model, not a curated record. Gene Ontology annotation, molecular function: olfactory receptor activity; G protein-coupled receptor activity. Lineage: Eukaryota; Metazoa; Chordata; Mammalia; Chiroptera; Phyllostomidae. Bases 180 to 1163 code for a protein of 327 amino acids. Gene Ontology annotation, biological process: G protein-coupled receptor signaling pathway. The transcript has a single exon. Gene Ontology annotation, cellular component: membrane.